Molecule: messenger RNA, 862 nt
Organism: Trichomonas vaginalis G3
Lineage: Eukaryota; Parabasalia; Trichomonadida; Trichomonadidae
Exons: 1
Source: RefSeq, a predicted model, not a curated record
AUGUACAGAAUAGAUGUUUCAGAUUUUUAUGACUUCCAAGCAUUUAGAAAUAUGUGUCCAUUUAGAGACUAUAACAAAGCAGUCGAGAAUUUGAAACGUUUAGUCAUUUAUGUUGACUCUGCCCCAGAAUGUUAUGUCAUGAAAGAAUGGGAUGUUGUCUUUAACAAACCAAGAGCAACAAUAGUUUCAGAACAAGAAUGUAGACAGAAACUUAAGAAAAUAAAAGUUGUACAAGUUGGAAUGAAGAUGUUAGAUGCUUGGGAUAUCUUAUUGUCAAAGUUAGAAGAUUUUUCAGUUCGAGGUAUAAAGUUCUAUACACCAUCUCCAAACUUCUAUUCUAUCUUCACUGGAUAUAAAUAUGAACAAGUAGAAUGGAAACACAGUAUUAUAGAAGCUUGGUUAGACCAUGUCAAAGAAAUUAUAUGCAAUGGAAACGAAAAGGUUUAUGAGUAUAUCUUAUGUUGGUUUGCAAACAUCUUACAACAUCCAAGUGCUAAAAAUGAAACUGCUCUCAUUAUAAUUGGAAAACAAGGAACAGGUAAGAACACAUUCUUUACAGAUAUCUUGUGCAAACUGUUAGAAGGUUAUUCGAAUCCGAAUAUGACAAACUUAGAAAACAUCUGUGGCAAGUUUAACUCCUCAAUAGAGAAUAUGAAACUUAUAGUUUGCAAUGAACUUCAAAGUAUAGAUACAACAAAAGUUUUGAACUCAGAUGCUUUGAAGAGUCUUAUAACAGACAAAGUUGGAGUUGUUGAAAGAAAGUAUAAAGACCAAAGAGUUUGUGAAAAUGUUGCAAACUUCAUUAUGGUUUCAAACAAUACUGUUCCGAUGAAGUUAGAAAGUUCUGACAGAAGAUAUGUAG